AUGCAUGCAUCAUCAGCCACGCCGGUUAAUGUUUACGGCAGUGUGGUUCCAACGGGAAGUUGUGUAUCUCGGUUAUUUUUGCAUAGUUGUGCUUGGUUUGUAGAAGACAAGUAAUCACCCGGGCAGAACCUGAAAAAAUAUAUAAUUUUGAUUCAAAAUUUCUGAAUAAAAACAUUACAUAUUCCAAACAAACAUAUAACAAUUGGAAGUUUUUUGCACUACAUAAUUGUACAAUUCGCUAUGGCCCAAUUACUUGAAGUUAGAGAUUUAGAUAAUGAAUUGAAGAAGCAUCAUUACAAUAAUGACUUGAGGACUCCAAACAUGGUAAUAAUUAGCCAACCACAGCUGCAAAAAGAAACUUCAUCCAGCCAGCCGAUUAACAAUUUGGAGGACAAGUCAUCACCCCAAUUAUGCAGCAAGUCUUGGUGGUGGGCUUGUUUGUGUGCUCCGAUAGCGUUCUGCUGCUGCUGCUGCUCAAGCGAGAAAUGUGGAAGACCUGAGGAAAACGGGGAUAACAAUAAUCCUUCGUAUGGUGGGUGUCAUGGUGGGGGAAAUUAUAAUUACGGUGGUUGUGGAAAUUGUGGAGAUUGUGGGGGGUGUUGCGACUGUAGGUGUUGUGAUUGCGGUGGGGGCGAUUGUGACGGGUGCGAUUGUAGUGGGUGCGACUGUAGUGGGUGCGACUGCAGUGGGUGUGACUGCAGUGGGUGUGAUUGUGGGGGGUGUGAUUUAGGUGGAUGCUAGUACAUAAAUAAGCUCGUUAAAAUUACCAAUAUUUUUUACUUCCGGUUUUUUUCACAUUUUGGUCACAUGUGCAAACUAAAUAAACAAAAAAUUAAUUUUCGUGUAUGUCGAGAUCAAAUAUUUUGCUUAACUGGAAACUUUUAUUACGAAUACGAAAUAAACAUAAACGAGUCCACGUAUUGCUUA
Messenger RNA from Folsomia candida, 927 nucleotides. Its product is annotated as keratin, ultra high-sulfur matrix protein-like. Lineage: Eukaryota; Metazoa; Arthropoda; Collembola; Entomobryomorpha; Isotomidae. The record is from RefSeq and is a predicted model, not a curated record. The transcript is spliced from 2 exons. The coding region runs from base 241 to 741 and encodes 166 amino acids.